AUGACGAAGAUCCUGAGACGCUUAUUCAGGCGGCAGAGAAAGCCAAAAGGAGAUUCACACAAUGGCCCAAUGACUGAAGGCCUCUUUAUUUCGUGCUCUGCUGUUCAUUUAAAACCCAAUCAAAGAGCGGGUCUCAGUCAGCGCUCGCUUGCGUUUGUACUCUCAGCCAAUCAGAAAACCCGACUCUUAGGAUUCAGGGUCAAGCCGGCCCUGAGGGUCCCGUGGCCGCGGAGGUGGGGGAAAUGUUCAACCUCGGUGGCCGGAUUAGACGGGUUGGAGUGCUCUUCUGGGCCGAGCCAGCCCCCUGCACCCGAGAUGCUCGGUGUGCUGAGCAGCCGCACCAGGGGAUGUGGCGGGGGGAGCGCGCCGCCGGCUUACGGGCGUGCUCCUGCUUGGCGCCCUCACACAGUUUUGCACCUGAAGCCGACCUGCCUGCGGAGGCUCAGUUGUACGGAUGCUACGCGCCAACUCCGAAGGCGGCGCCGGCCUCGACCGGUGGUCAAGCGCCUUCCUGGGCCUCGGGCUCCUGGGCCUCGGGCUCCAGCCUCCCGGAGUGCAGCGCGAUCCGAGCGCCGCUCCUCCUGGGGCUGA
This is a messenger RNA of Panthera uncia (snow leopard), 591 nucleotides long. RefSeq lists its product as uncharacterized. Lineage: Eukaryota; Metazoa; Chordata; Mammalia; Carnivora; Felidae. The coding region runs from base 1 to 591 and encodes 196 amino acids. The record is from RefSeq and is a predicted model, not a curated record. The transcript has a single exon.